Drosophila eugracilis is the source of this 1492-nucleotide messenger RNA. RefSeq names its product choline-phosphate cytidylyltransferase A (gene Pcyt2). The record is from RefSeq and is a predicted model, not a curated record. Lineage: Eukaryota; Metazoa; Arthropoda; Insecta; Diptera; Drosophilidae. Gene Ontology annotation, molecular function: phosphatidylcholine binding; choline-phosphate cytidylyltransferase activity. The transcript has 3 exons. Gene Ontology annotation, biological process: CDP-choline pathway. Bases 130 to 1275 code for a protein of 381 amino acids.
ACUGAGUAGACCUAGCCUAGUGCUCUAUGCCGGCUCUGUCUCAAUUUAUAUAAUCAGUCGUCCGGUUGAAAGCCUCUCGAGCGGACCUCUUGUGUCGUACUUAGAGCUUCGUAUAUUUUUUUGUAAGAAAUGGACAAAAUGCCGGAAGAGGACGAUCUCUCCCCUGUGUCGACAGCUCCAGCCACGCCCACCUCUCCACUCGAAUUCAAGAUGUUGCCGCUGUUUAUGGAUUUCGAGGAUUUCAAUAUUUGUCAGCCAGCUCCUUUUUCGUAUGACGACAAGGCCUUGUUGGAGCUGGAGAGGUGUGAUUACACACAGAGAAUCACCUAUCAGAUGGCCAGAGCUGGGAAAACGACUCGUAGGGUGCGGGUAUAUGCUGAUGGGAUCUAUGAUCUUUUCCACCAGGGCCAUGCCCGUCAACUAAUGCAGGCCAAGAAUAUAUUUCCAAAUGUAUAUCUCAUCGUGGGCGUGUGCAAUGAUGAACUGACUCUCCGGAUGAAGGGGCGUACGGUAAUGAAUGGAUUUGAGCGGUAUGAGGCAGUCCGCCAUUGUCGCUAUGUGGAUGAAAUUGUACCUAAUGCUCCUUGGACGCUGAACGAAGAGUUCCUCAAUGAGCACAAGAUCGACUUUGUGGCCCACGACGACAUACCUUAUGGAGCUGGAGGCGUAAACGACAUAUACGCUCCCUUGAAGGCAAAAGGGAUGUUCGUGGUCACAGAGAGGACGGAGGGCGUAUCCACCUCAGACAUCGUCGCCCGAAUCGUAAAGGAUUAUGAUGUAUACGUACGCAGGAAUCUGGCCAGAGGUUACUCCGCUAAGGAGCUCAACGUUUCUUUUCUCUCAGAAAAGAAAUUCCGCUUGCAGAACAAGAUGGACGAGUUAAAGACACGUGGCAAGCGGGAGCUGACGAAAGUAAAGGUUGACAUCAUAACCAAGUGGGAGGAGAAGUCGCGUGAGUUCAUCGAUGCCUUCCUUCUACUGUUCGGGAGAGAGCGACUCAACAACCUGUGGAACGAAUCCAAGGGCAGGAUCAUUCAGGCUCUCAGUCCACCGGGCAGUCCGAGUGGCUCCAUAAACGGAGACGAUCCAAAUGAAACAGAAGACGGUGAGUCCGAGGAAGAGUACAUGGAGCUACCGCCAGAAUAUGGAGUAGGUACUAGGGGUAUCAAUAACCGAAAACAGAAAAGUCCCAGCCAGAUUAAGCCUUCUCAAAACACCUACGAUGAAGUGAAAACGGAAGAUGAGGAUCCCGAGUACGAUCGACGCCACGAUUGACGACGAAUUUGGCUUUAAAUUUCUCUCCCUUCCCUAUCCUUUCAAAUGUAAAUUAAUUUGUUUGUAAUUUGUUGGAAUAACGCCAUAAUGGCAAGUAAUUUUCACCAUUGGAGCUACCAAAAGGAACGACUCGACCAAUACAAUCAGGGGUCGGUUUAAUGUCAUUCUACACACAUUUACCAGUUAAUAUACAUUCGGAACUAUUCUAAAAAACGUA